Dimorphilus gyrociliatus is the source of this 1024-nucleotide messenger RNA. NCBI's taxonomy places the organism in Eukaryota, Metazoa, Annelida, Polychaeta, Dinophilidae. The record is from the annotation of a GenBank genome assembly.
GUUUUCAGUCGGCGUCGCGCAGCAAUGCGUAAUGCAGGAACGAGCUAGAUGGAGAAAGCGUCGAGGUGGUGUUGCAAAUGUGAAUUAUGAUGGUGGAAGAGGAAUAAAACAAAUAUUAAGGACUUAUAGAUUUCUAUCAUUAACUUCCAGUCUUUUAGCAGUGUCAGCCAUGACUGUUGGAUUAUGUACUGUACACUGGCAACGAGUAUUCAUUGACCAAGACUACUUGAACUUUUCUACAGCUUGGACCAUGACUGAAGGCGAAUGUUUUUUUACUUUUAAUAAUUCGAGAGAGAGAUCAAUUUAUCAUGUAGCUUCCCCUAUCGACGCCGGGCUUUGGGAAACCUGCGAUCGUCUAGACGAUAAUGUUCGAACAUUACUUUCAAAAAGUGGUCAAGUGGCUUCCAAAUGUCGUUCCUAUCAUCACAUUGAGACAUCACAGCUUCAACUGAGCGAUGAGUUAGAUAUUGUGAUGGGCGUCACCAGAUCGGCUAGCGCGUGCGCAAUUGUAGCAACGGUAACAUUAAUUGUAGGCCUUCUCCUUGGAACUUUUGCAGCGAUAAAACAACAAAUAAUUUUUGCCACAAUAUCUGGAGUAUGUUUCUUUGCCGCUGCUAUAUACGUCCUCUUCACACUUAUACUCGUCCAACUACGUUCGUCCAGAUUGAAGACUGCAGAAGGGCAACUUAUGAGGCCAAUGCCCGAUUUCGUUAACGAUUCAUUAAGGGUUGCUGGUUCAGUUAAUGUAGGCCUAGCCUGUGUCGCACUUGUAGCUAGUUGUUUGGCAGGUGCCGCUUGGAUUUUAUUUUCAUUACAUUUAAAAAAGACAAGAAGUAACUAUAUGUACUCGACAAAUUAUGAUCAAAUAUGUAGCAUGUAGAGAAGUUGUUUUCAUUUUAACAUAAUUCUAUAAUUUCGUAUUACAUAUUACUUGUAUAUUUUAAAAAAAUUCGAUACACAUAAUUUUUAUGUCACCUUAAUUUACUCACGACUUAAUGCUUUUAUUUGUUUUGUUAGUAAAAAG